UUUGCUUUACAUAGUAGAGUUUCAAUUUGCACUUACGGAUGUAGCGCCAAACUGUAUUUACUGACAUUGGUUUUCUGAAGUGUUCCUUAGCCCACGUGGUGAUAUCCUUUACACAUCGAUGUCGGUUUUUGAUGCAGUGCCGCCUGAGGGAUCGAAGGUCAUGGGCGUUCAAUGUUUGUUUUCAGCCUUGCUGCUUAUAUCCAGUGAUUUGUCCAGAUUCCCUGAACCUUUUGAUGAUAUUAUAGACCAUAGAUGAUGAAAUCCCUAAAUUCCUUGCAAUUGUACGUUGUCCUUAAACUGUUGGACUAUUUUCUCACGCAGUUGUACACAAAGAGGUGAACCUCGCCCCACCUGACUGAGCAAUUCAGGGAAGCUCCUUUUAUACCCAAUCAUGGCACCCACCUGUUCCCAAUUAGCCUGUUCGUCUGUGGGAUGUUCCAAGCAGGAACAAGACUUCCUCAGUCUUUUUUGCCACCUGUCCCAGCUUUUUUGGAACAUAUUGCAGCCAUAAAAUUCCAAGUUAAUGAUUAUUUGCUAAAAACAAUAACGUUUGUCAGUUUGAACAUUAAAUAUCCCGUCUUUGUAGUGUAUUCAGUUAAAUAUAGGUUGAACAUGAUUUGCAAAUCAUUGUAUUCUGUUUUUAUUUGUUGAACACAAUAUGCCAACUUCAUUGGAAUUGGGGUUGUAGAUAUAAUGACUACAAGUACGACUGUCCACACAUACAGCUGUAACAAACCUUGAUUUUGGCCACAGCUAAUUGUUUUUUAUUAUAAUAGAUUGCUUUUUUUUUAUGAUUCUCUGUUCAAUUUAAUAUAUUAUUAACUAAUUCUAUUUGGGCUUACCUCGUCAGAUAAUUAUUUUUUGUAUGAAAUUAGUAGCCCUAAUGUUGUACCUGUAGUAGGAUUUAUAUUGUGUUUUACAGGUCACAUUGGCCAAAUGUUAAUUGAGCAGAUUGGGAAGCCCCACUUCUCUUGAUUUUGCCCUGUGGUCUUUUGUGCCGUCUCUUUGUUCUCAUCUGUUUUACUUCCCAUCUUGCUUUUGGCUAUGAGGGAUGUCUUUGACUAAUGUCUGUUCUUUUAUUAGCAUUUGCAGAUGUCUUCACAGCAGUAGCCUUACAUAAUCUCUGAAAGGGAGAUGUAAAAUCGGCUUUUUGUAGCUUUCAUGCUUAUGGCAGUACCCUAAAAGUCAUUGUAAACAUCUUUAUUCAUCUAUGGGCUAAAUAUUGUGUGGUUUAUUUCCAGAGCAAUGUACAUAACCAGUUAAAUGUUUAGACACACUUUCUCAUGCUAUCAAAUGAGAAACCGUGCCAAAAAUUUGACUGGUAGUGUACAGCCAAUAAAAGAAUGUAUUGUAUACUAUUAAUGGGAUACAUCAGGAUAUUAUAUACAGUUGAAACCAGAAAUUUACAUACACUAUAUAAAAAGACAUGCAUUAUUUUUUCUCACUGUCUGAUAUGAAAUCAGACUAAAUAUUUUCUUUUUCAGGUUAAUUAGAGUACCAAAAUUAUUUCUAUCUGCUAAAUGCCAGAAUAAUGAGAGACGGAUUUUUUUAGUAGUAGUGUAACAAUUUAUUCAUUAUAUUGAUGUAUCGAUUUUUCUUGCUACGAUCACACUGGAUCGCUCUGAGUUCGAUCCUGAAUCUGUAAUCAUGUGUAUACACCUUUAAGGGGGCUGGCGGGGGUGUGGAGUGUGACAUCAGCGGAAGGAGAAGUCAGUCUGGGAUAAGACGCUCUUGGCAUGAGUUGUGGCCAACAGCAGCUCAUGGAAUCUCCUGUCUCAACACCAGUCCCUCCCCCCCUUCAUAUCUUGGCUGCAGUAGGCAACAGUGAGAUUGCCUCGCCAUGUGAACAGAUAAUGGUGCGUACACGCUCAGUAGCAGUGAACACAUCUGAUGUGGCCCUUUCCACGGAACCUGAGUGCUUAGGACCCUGUGAACCUGGUACAAGUGUCAAUCUCGAAGGCAUUGUGUGGCAGGAAACUGAAGAUGGAAUGUUGGUGGUAAAUGUUACUUGGAGAAACAAGACGUAUGUGGGCACACUUUUGGACUGCACACGGCAUGACUGGGCUCCACCUCGGUUUUGUGAAUCCCCUACAAGUGACCUGGAAAUGAGGAAUGGCCGUGGCCGAGGUAAACGAAUGAGACCAAAUAGCAACACUCCUGUUAACGAGAACAGCAACUCGUCAGACAACAAAGGCGCCACCAACAACAAGACACGCGCUGCCACUAACAGUAAGGGCCGAAGAGGCAGCCAGACUCCAUCGGAGCGCCGCACUCCUCCCAACAGCAACACAGAGGAUAUUAAAGCAAGCCCCUCCUCAGCUGGAAAACGUAAGGCCAAACCUCCAUCAGACAUGGAGCCUAAUUCUAGCUCGGAGGACACCAAAGGCAACAAACGUAUCCGGACAAACUCUAACAGUGGAGGGGUUGGGCUAACAGGUCUUCUCAUUCCUUCUAUCAAGACUGAACCACUUCCACCACCCCUUGAUCGUAGCUGUCCCUCACCUGUUCUCAUUGAUUGCCCUCAUCCCAACUGCAACAAGAGAUAUAAGCACAUUAAUGGUCUCAAGUACCACCAAGCCCGUGCCCACACGGAUGAUGACGUGAAGCUAGAAUUAGAUAUUGACAGUGAAUAUGGAGAGGACUCAACACUUCACCCUGAACCUGAGAAUUGUAAUGGUGCAUCUAUCUCACAAAAAGGAUCCUUUUCUCCAGCACGGUCAGUCACACCGAAAGGAAGGAACUUUGAUGUUCAAAGUACUUCGCCAUCACCCGGCAAGUUUUGCUCCAAGCAGAGCAAAAAGAAAAUUGCUGAAACAGAACCAGAAAUAAGUACACCCAUGGAAUGUUGUGAUGAAGGGGCAUGUCUUUCUGAUGAAGCCAGUAAUGAUGGCAUCGAUGAAAAAAGAGGUUCUGAAAAAUCCAAAAAAGCUAACACAAAGGCUGAUAAAAUGGCUCAAAAAUAUAUGAAGUCACCACGAACAGUUGUCACCGGACCUUCAGCAUCACAAUUGUACUCUUUCCCUUCAGGAAACCCAAAUUCUUCACCAGGGCUUACCCCAAUUUUGCAAGGAAUCCCCAAAAGUCCCCAAAUGAAAGGCACUCAGCCAAAAAACCCGGCCGUUGGAGAUCCUCCCUCAAGUAACUCCAAAGACAAGAAGAAGAAAGACAAGAAGAAAAAGGAUGGUGGAAAGGAGGCUGACAGCCCCAAGUCAAUAGGAAAGGGAGGUAAACUGGAGGAGGGAAAACCAUCAUACACAGAAGUACCUGAACAAGGAAAUAAGGCUGAAGGGCUUCUUAAUGGAUCCUCAGACCCUCAUCAAAGUCGACUGGCAAGCAUCAAGGCUGAGGCUGACAAGAUAUACAGUUUUACAGAUAAUGCUCCUAGCCCAUCCAUUGGUGUAGCCAGUCGAAUAGACGGCAGUGGCAUGCCACAGCCUCUUACACCUCUUCACAUGAAUCAGAAUGGUGCUGACAAUUCGUCUGUAAAAACUCACAGCCCAGCAUACUCGGACAUCUCUGAUGCUGGUGAGGAUGGUGAAGGGAAACUAGAGAAUGUCAAAAACAGGACAGAGGACCAGGCACUCAGAGAAAGUGUCAAAAAAGCUCUUUUCCCACAUCCCGCACCCAGCAAAGAUUCUCCAUACUAUUCUGGCUAUGAGACCUAUUACUCACCCAAUUAUGUCAACCCCAGUCCUGGUGGACCAAAUCCAGUUGCACCGGUGACAGAAGGUCAAGUGAAGAUCAAAAGGGAGGAUGACCAGGAUCAGGGGGAGGAGAAAGUCAAGGUUGAGGUUCAUGAGGAUCGCAAACCUGACAUUGCUCCUGGCCAGCAGCAGCAGCAGCAGCAACAGCAGCCCUCUGUCAUUCAACAACGAUCCAACAUGUAUAUGCAACCACUUUACUACAAUCAGUAUGCCUAUGUACCCCCAUAUGCAUAUCAUUCAGAUCAGACGUACCAUAACCAUUUAAUGAAUACCAACCCUGCUUAUCGACAGCAGUUUGAGGAGCGUCAGCGACAAAUGGCAGAACAGCACCGUGCUGCUGAGAAAAAGUCUGACAUAGCCAUGAAAGAAAGAGAAGCUUCGAUUAAGGAGGACUGGAAACAAAAGAACCCAAUGCAGCCAAACCUUCCCAAAACCCCAAGUCAAUCUGAGUUUGGAAAGACGCCGCAGCCUAUAAGUAAAUGCAGGGACUCACCCUCUGAGGUUUCAUCCAAAUCUAUGGGAAGCAUUAAGGCAGAGGACAUAAAGUCCCAGCAAACUGAAGGGCUAAAGAUGAAGCUGACAGAAGGGGGGCACCAUGGGAAGGAGGACUCAAAGCAAGCACUUGAUUCAAGAGGUCAGCCUGGCACAGAGCAGGCUAUAUGGUACAGACAGCAGUACCCGGACAGCCAAAAGGCUCAAGCGGAAAGUGAACACCAGCAGCAACAACCUCGAUGGAAAGAUGAACGCGACAGAGAACGGGAACGUGAUAGGAAAUCAAAGGACGAAAGGUGCAGGCCUAAGGACUGUCAAAGCGGGCCGAAGGAGGACGGCAAAGAAAUUACUGACCCUAGAAUAAAUUCUGAGGAACAUCGGACCAUGAGCAAAGACGCUCGUACGAAUGCCCACUUGCAGUUCUCAUCACCACUAGCACAGCACCAAGGAUACAUGCCAUAUAUACAUGGUUACCCCUAUGGACAAGGUUAUGACCCUAACCACCCUGGUUACAGGGGAAUGCCUUCGGUCAUGAUGCAGAACUACCCAGGUUCUUACCUUCCGGGAGGUUAUCCUUUUUCCCCCUACGGCAGUAAAAUAGCUGAAGAGGCCAACGACAAAUCCCGCACUAGUCCUACUGUCAACAAAAUGGCAACAGACUCCAAAGCUCUAGAUAUCCUACAUCAACACGCCAGCCAAUACAAAAGCAAAUCUCCGACAAUAGGAGACAAGCCACCCCUUGACAGAGAGCGAGAGCAGGACAGAGGUGGAGAUCGGGAAAGAGACGUAGAUCGGCCACGCUCUUCACCCUCCCAGCGGCUCAUGCCCUCGCACCACCACCUGGGGUACCCCCUGCUCUCAGGGCAGUAUGACCUUUCCUACACUACAGGGAAACCUGACCGCCACACCUCAACCCUGCAAAGAUUCAUGUGACUGGCUCACAUGAGAGAGGAUUUCCCAGGUGUUCCUUUUUAGACAUCAGUUCAAUGGUGUUUCUGUCUGUUUAGUUGAUCUGCCCGGGUGUUGGCAGCUUGUUCACAUCUUUCUUCCCCAAAGAAAGAAUCUCAAAGCUUGGACUGAUCUAAUCCAGGUUCAAAGCCAUCACUCUACCCCUUCAUACAGAGGAAACACCUCCCCUCUGAUUAUCUAGUCUUUGCACUGUCAACAAAUACAAUGCAAAAAUUGGACUUUCUAAGUUUUUGUUUUGACUACAUUAUUUUUUUGUCAUAUAAAGAAGAAUCUACCCGAGGAUUCGGGGGGAGUUGGGUGACUGAUGACAAACGGGAGUCCAAUUAAAUUAAAGACUUGCAGAGAAAAGUGUAUUGAAAUGAGUACAACUUUAUGUUGCUGGCAUUUUGUAUGCUAUGAUGCAACAAUAUAUCCUAAACUUGACAUAUGUUUGGUUCUGUUUCAUUAGGGACAGGGGAAUAUGGCAACUGCUGCUUUCUUUUCAGAGACUUAAGAGCCUGGAGACUGAAGUUUUCAUUCUCACUGUCACAAAUAUUUCCCACAUUUAAAAUCCUCAAUUGUUUCAGGGAUGAUGUCACCUUGUUUUUGCGAAGGGACAUCAUACACCUCAACAGAGAAUAGUAAACGUGACCAGUGUUUGCUUUUGUCAAACGACUCAACUUCAAUAGUGAUCGUCAUCUUUGAAUGUCUGAAUGCUGGUGUCAACGCUGCUUCGCCUCACAAUGAAACAUUGUCUUUUCACUCACUCAGAGAGCGAAGCCACAUUAGCCACGGUGACACUUGUCAGCUGCAGUGAGCUUACUUUACCCUGCUAAGUUUAUGGUCUGCUUUAAUAUCAACUUUCUGCGGAUAAAUGUUAAGAUGUGUCUCAGCACGUGUCCAGAUAAUUUCUGCAUGUGCUCAAUUCAUACCUGCAUAUCCUUGACUGCAGACGUCUGAAUUGCUAUCAAUAUUCCUUACCCUCAGAUAUUGACUUUUGGCUCAUUGUCUCCAUCUAUGGCUAAUAUGGCUUCACUCUUACACACAUUCAUCUCUUCAUUAGUUUUUGUUUCUUCAAGCGGCUGGCUUUCGAUCAGUCCAAGCAUGAUACCUUGUUUAGUUGCUAUCUGGGAUGUAAUAUCAACUUCUUGCACAUUAGAUUACUAAAAGAAAAACCCACAGUGGUCACAUAAAUAACUUAAAUCUGAUUUUUUUUUAAAUGAAAUAAAAAUGUAAUGAAAGUUAACCGAUGAAAUACAGAUAUUGCUUUUGAAUUGUGGUUCAAAAGAAUUAUUAUUUUAUUUUUUUUAAAACUCAUGAUACAGGCAUGGACAAAACUUAUGGUACUCUUAAUACAACCCCAAUUUCAAUGAAGUUGGGACGUUGUGUUAAACAAAUAAAAACAGAAUACAAUGAUUUGAAAAUCAUGUUCAACCGAUAUUUAAUUGAAUACACUACAAAGACAAGAUAUUUAAUGUUCAAACUGAUAAACUUGAUUGUUUUUAGCAAAUAAUCAUUCGAAUUUUAUGGCUACAACACGUUCCAAAAAAGCUGGGACAGGGUCAUGUUUACCACUGUAUUGCUUCACCGUUUCUUUUAACAACAUUCAAUAAAGGUUUGGGAACUGAGGACACUAAUUGUUGAAGCUUUCUAGGUGGAAUUCUUUGCCAUUCUUGCUUGAUGUACAGCUUCAGCUGUUCAACAGUCCGGGGUUUUACGCUUCAUAAUGCGACACACAUUUUCAAUGGGAGAUAGGUCUGGACUGCAGGCAGGCCAGUCUAGUACCCACACUCUUUUACUACAAAGCCACGCUGUUGUAACACGUGCAGAAUGUGGUUUGGCAUUGUCUUGCUGAAAUAAGCAGGGGCGUCCAUGAAAAAGACGUUGCUUGGAUGGCAGCAUAUGUUUCUCCAAAACCUGUAUGUACCUUUCAGCCUUCACAGGUGUGUAAAUUACCCAUGCCAUUGGCACUAACACAGCCUCUUACCAUCACAGAUGCUGGCUUUUGAACUUUGCGUCCAUAACAGUCCGGAUGGUUCUUUUCCUCUUUGGCCCAGAGGACACGACGUCCACAAUUUCCAAAAACAAUUUGAAAUGUGGACUUGUCGGACCACAGAACACUUUUCCACUUUGCAUCAGUCCAUCUUAGAUGAGCUCGGGCCCAGAGAAGCCGGCAGCAUUUCUGGGUGUUGCUUUUGCUUUGCAUAGUAGAGUUUCAAGUUGCAUUUACGGAUGUAGCGCCGAACUUUACUGACAUUGGUUUUUUGAAGUGUUCUUGAGCCCAUGUGGUGAUAUCCUUUACACAUUGAUGUCGGUUUUUGAUGCAGUGCCGCCUGAGGGAUCGAAGAUCACGGGCAUUCAAUGUUGGUUUUCGGCCUUGCCGCUGACAUGCAGUGAUUUCUCCAGUCUCUGAAUCUUUUGAUGAUAUUGUGGACCGUAGAUGAUGAAAUCCCUAAAUUCCAUGCAAUUGUACAUUGAGGAACAUUGUCCUUAAACUGUUCAACUAUUUUCUCACGCACUUGUUCACAAAGAGGUGAACCUCACCCCAUCUUUGCUUGUGAAUGACUGAGCAAUUCAGGGAAGCACCUUUUAUACCCAAUCAUGGCACCCACCUGUUCCCAAUUAGCCUGUUCACCUGUGGGAUGUUCCAAACAGGUGUUUGAUGAGCAUUCCUCAACUUUCUCAGUCUUUUUUGCCACCUGUCCCAGCUUUUUUAGAACGUGUUGCAGCCAUAAAAUUCUGAGUUAAUGAUUAUUUGGUAAAAACAAUAAAGUUUAUCAGUUUAAACAUUAAAUAUCUUGUCUUUGUUUUGUAUUCAAUUAAAUAUAGGUUGAACAUGAUUUGCAAAUCAUUGUUUUUAUUUAUGUUUAACACAACGUCCCAACUUCAUUGGAAUUGGGGUUGUAUUUUGUUGCACAACCUCUUGAGGCUAUAACUGCAAUCAAACAGUUUUUGUAACUUUCAAUGAGACUUCUGAACCUCUCAGUAGGUAUUUAUGAGCAAACUGCUCCAGUUGUUUGACGUUUGAAGAGUGCUUUCUACAGACUGCAUGUUUCGGCUCCUACCACAGAUGUUCAAUCAGAUUUAGAUCUGGGCUCAGAGGAGGCCACUUUAGAAUAGUCCAAUGUUUUGCUCUUAGCCAUUGUUGGGUGUUUUUUGGGUUAUCAUCCUGUUGCAAGACCCAUGAUCUACAACUGACACCAAGCUUUCUGACACAGGGCAGCACAUUUCUCUCUAGAAUACCUUGAUAAUCAUGAGAUUUCAUUGUACCAAGCACAGAUUUAAGACACCCUGUGCCAAAAGUAGCAACGCAGCCCCAGAAGAUAACAGAGCCUCCUCCAUGUUUCAUGGUGUGCUUCAUUUGUGUUUCUAUUAGCUGAUGUGCCUUGCCAAAAAGUUCCAGUUUUAUCUCGUCUGUCCAUAGGACAUUCUCCCAGAAGCUUUGUGGCUUGUCAACAUGCAAUCUGGCAAAUUACAGUCUGUUUAAGAUAUAUUUUCAACAGUAGUGUUCCCCUUAGGCGUCUCCCAUGAAGUCCACUUUAGCUCAAGUGACGACGGAUGGCGCGAUCUGACACUGAUGUACCUUGACCUUGGAGUUCUCUUUUAAGUUUUUGGGAGGUUGUUCAGGGCUCUUUUGUUACCGUAUUAUCCGUCUCUUCAAUUUGUCAUCAAUUUUCCUCAGGGAGCCACGUCCAAGGAGGUUGGCUACAGUCCCGUGGAUCUUAAAUCUCUGAAUAAUAGGUGCUUGGAGGUGGUCUUAUAGCCUUUACCUUUAACUUGCUUUUCUAUCAUUUUCUUUCUAAUCUCCUGAGACAGCUCUCUCCUUCGCUUCCUCUGGUCCAUGUUUACUGUGGUACACACACUGUCACCAAACAGCACAGUGAUUACUUGUCACCCUUCAAAUAGACUGACUGAGAGAUUACAAAUUUGAAGACACCUGUGAUGCUAAUUAGAGGAGACAUUUUGUUUGAACAUCUCGCUAUGAUAAAAUUAUUUUCAGUCUUUUCUAGGGGUACCAUCAUUUUUGUCCAGUCCUGUUUCUUUAGUUUCUUUUUUUUUAAAUAAUUUUGUUGAAGCACAAUUCAAAAGCAAUGUCUGAUUUUCAUUGGUUAAUUUACAUGACAUUUUUAUUCAUUAUUACUUUUGUCAGUUUGAAGUUAUUUCUGUGACCACUGUGGGUUUUCCUUUCAUUAACAAAGGGGUACCAACAAUUCUAUCCAUGUUACAUACUCUUAAGUGCAAAAAUCUGUUUAAAAAACAUUGUUGAUGCAAAAUCUACAUCAAACACAGUAGCUGCUGCGUGAAGUAAACAUAUCAGCAAUCUCCUCUUAGUCAUGUAUUUGGAUUUAACAUUCUGUAUGUGAUGCUGCAUUGUAAAUCAGUUGUUCAAUGUUUACCUUGAAGUCAUGCCCAAAACUGUAACCAGGUACCAUACUCUGCUUUCAAAUGUAUAUUUAUUUAAGCAGCUGUGUGUGUGUGUGUUGGGUGGGUGAGAAAAACAUAUCUGGAACAGAGAUGUCACUAAAUACAAUUUGAUUUUUGCAGUCAUUUUUAUGUUAUCACUGUUGCCACCUGCCCAGCCAGGAGUUGGACUUUACAGCAGCUAGCAAUCCCACAAGUUCUUGGUCUUACCAAGUACAUCCCGGCCAUUUAGCAAAAAUGGCAUCUCCUUGACUUAUGUGCAUUAAAAGAUGAUGAAUGGCUGAAUCAGAUGAAUGUGGUGGUGUUUGAUUAGUAUUUAAUCUGUAAGGGUAAUCUAGGCAGCUGUGAUGUUGUCAUUCAAGUCAGUGAGGUUUUAGUACCAGCAGACUGCUUUACAUACAGUACAUUAUAGUUUUAUCAAACAAUGGUUGUGACAAGUACAUUUGUUCGCUCGGAGAGUAGUACUAUUAUCUCAGUAGUCAGCAAAGCCCAGUGAAAAAUCUAAACUAUAUUCUAAAAGUGUAUGAAAAGCCAGAAAGGUUCAUGUUUGCUUUCGACAUAAUAGAAAGCUUGGCUCUUGUUUUGUUUCAUUGGUGCAGAGUAUAUUUAUUGGCCAGCAGUUGGUGCCUAGUUGAACAUUCUUGUGUGAAAACACAGACGCUUGCUCGUUUGUCCUUUCCUGAACCACCUUGUGUCAUACAAAGACCCCCCCCCCCCCCCCACAGCCCCCAGUACCCACAGAGGUGCUUGCAAGGAUGUUUACAGUGUCUUCUUUCUGUGUAAGACAUUCACAACUGUCUCUCCCCCUCCUCCACUUCUCUCCCUCCCUCACAGGAGUUUGUGAAAAGUGUACAUUACCAUGGUUCUUUUUUUAUACAAUACUCUGUAACUUGCCUUUGUAAAUUUGGGCUGGAAAAAAAAUAAAUCUUUUUAUGAGACAAUCUGUCCUGGUAACUGCUCCCUGGCUUUAGCUGUCUUCACUAACAGAGCAUUUGUAGUAGUCAACAAUGCAGUGGAACCUCCAAAGUCGUAUGCCCCUCAAGUCAUAAUUUUCUGGAGAAAUAUGCCAUAAAAGUCUAAAUGUGGGCUAUCACGUGCUAUGUAGUCAAAUUCAGCGGGACCUCAGCUCACUACGGAUCUGAAGGAUUAAAUGCGUCUUUGGCUUGUUAUUCCGUCUUUUUUGCAAUCCCAUCACGGAAAGGAUACCAGGGGUGGUACUGGAAAAGAAGACAUGAGCCAGAAAUGGAACUUAACUGUACAAAUACUGUACACAAACUACGGAGGACACACUUAUUUGGUCAGUUUCACCCUGUUUCCUACGCCAUUACAUUUGUCAGGUUUCUCCAAAUGAUAAGUAGGUUUACUUCAGUUGUUUUAUAUAGCAGUUAACUUCUCUUGUUUGUAUGACAGUGGGGAAUGUUAAAAUGUAACUUCAAACAUUUUGCAGGUAAUCCACAUUUCAUGAUGCCGACAGUUUGAGCCUGGAACAAGCUAAUUCUCGACAGUAUUUCCUUUGGAACUUGUUUUUUCAACCAGCAUCAUUUAACAGAUGGUGUUUGACUUUGGAUGUUCCACUGUACUUCAAACCAAACCGUGUUUUCAUAUGUUGACUAAAACAAAUGUUGUGUGAGAUUUACUGUUUCAUUAUGCUAAAAUCCAAGUGUUUGUCCACACAAAAAGCAGAAUGAAUCUAAUGUCAUGAGCUAUCCUGCAGUACUACGGUUGGAGCCUGGGUGUGGCUUUGGGCCAUCUCGCCCUCUUUCCAGUACCUUCCUCUGCCGCGCACCUGUCCCCAAUCAGCCUUUGUUACCAUCUGCAUAAAAGCCUGACCAGAUCCCAGAAACUUUCGCCAGAGUAUUGACGCUUCCCCAGCAGUACAACAGCUCCCCAGUAUCCAUGUAAACUACGCAAAUCCUCGUCAUCCUUCUGACCGCCGUGUUUUUCCCUUGUCCUCAAGUAUUUCCUCCGUGUCCCUCGCCAAGUGGAUUAUUGCCACCACACCGCCAAGCCAACCGACUGUCCUCGCCACUGCCUGCCACGCAUUCUCUGCCUCAAGGACCACCUACGUGUCCCUUUUCAAUAAACUGUUCAUCACAA
Messenger RNA from Phyllopteryx taeniolatus (common seadragon), 11663 nucleotides. RefSeq names its product zinc finger protein 609-like. The record is from RefSeq and is a predicted model, not a curated record. Gene Ontology annotation, biological process: regulation of transcription by RNA polymerase II. Bases 1737 to 5129 code for a protein of 1130 amino acids. The transcript has 7 exons. Lineage: Eukaryota; Metazoa; Chordata; Actinopteri; Syngnathiformes; Syngnathidae. Gene Ontology annotation, cellular component: nucleus.